UUUAGCGCUUGGUGAGUUAUGACGUGUAUUGGAUUGUGCUCUUCGAGAAGUAGAUUUUUCACAAGGCUGUAGCAAUUGGAUUUCAGGCAAUUUUCCUCCAUCUUGCUUCGCCCACAUUUACCCGUUUUUGGCUAUUUUUCGAGUGUUUCGACCACCAAUCGUAGUUAAUUCGCGUUUAUUUCGUCGUUUUCUCGCAGAUUGGCUACGUUUUCACGUAGAAGAGACCGUUUGUGGUGGCUCUUGUGGAAAUAGUAAAAAUAUCUGCCCAUUAGUCAUCGUCGCCGACGCCGCCAUCUUUGAAAACGCUUACAAGAAAAGACGUUCGAGAAAUAAAGCCUGAUUACGUGGCAGCUAAGUUGGAAUUUAAUAGCUGAAAGUAGCUGCGUUAUGCCUAGAUUUUCGGCAAAAAGGACUAUUAUGUAUGGACUGUUAUCAGUAGUUUGAAAACGUCUGCUAAUUAAGUAGACUACAGAGAAGAAUUCAAACCAUUACAAUUGUGAAUUGCGAAAAGUAAGACGCAAAAUGGUUUUAUGCAUGAAGAUCAAUAAGUUGUAAAGAAGAAGGAAGUCAUCGAGAGAAGUUAGAAAUCGUGAACAGGAAGCAGUAGAGAGAAAAGCUCCACAGUGACAGAUAGUUGGCGUACGUCAAUCGAAUGACGUUCAAGAUUGCAUUCAAGUCGAUCAAGUAAAACUAAGCAAGUUUUGUAGGGUUUCCCGGACUUUGCUGUAAGACAAAAUGCCACGGAUUGACCCUCUGAAGCUUUUGGUGUGCCUGAGCGUUCUUCUGGCCCCAAAUGGAGGGAUUCGCAGUGCUAACGAAGUUAAACGACUUGCCAACUUGAUGGCAAAGUUCUCCAAGAAACUUGUAUCCAAGUGUAUCUAUAUACAAAUACUGAAGUGCACCGAAACGGAACUCCUGGGUCAAUUUAUGGCUGCCGGUGGCUGGUCGUUGGUGCACAUGUGGCUGGCCGAUGGGAUCACCACCAAGAAUUGGCCAUUGAUCCAGGAACUGUUGGAAUUGCUGCUGUGCUGCCCGGUGGACGUGGAGCGGCUCAAGAGCAACACCGCUCCGAAGCUGGUCAAAACCCUGUCCAAGGAUAGCAGCCAUGAGGGAGUUCGCCUGCUUGCGACAAAACUCGUCGAACAGUGGCUCAAGAUAGCACGUAACGACAUUCGCUCCGGCAAUCAACAGCAAUCGCAACAAUCGUCUCAACAGUCCAGCCCAGCCCAGCAGUCCGGUAGCAGCAGUUCGGAUGACAAAUCGCGUAACCCGGAGGACACCAUGUCGGAAGAAAAUAAAGAUGUCGAUGAGUCAUCGCAUGAGGAGGAGGAGGAGGUUCUGGACGAGACGACGGUGAUCGAAAACGGAGACGACGCUCUGGAUGCCGUAGCAAUAGAGGCCGCCGAUGCGGAACCUACGGAAGAUGGUGUCAUGGAUGAGACGGCAGAGGGAAAGAACGACGAAGGAGAAGAAGAUGUCGAAGAGGCAAAGAAAGCUUUCAACGCUGCAGUGGCGGAUGGCAAUAGCAAGAAGUCUCCGUUGUUGUUUAAAAUUACGAUGAAAAAUGGUAAACAAGUGUUGGCAAAGGUCGAAUCACCGACAAAGAAAGGUGACGCUUCUUUGGGGGAUGACGAAGAGGAGAAACCGAAUGUAGAAGAAGACGGCAUUAAAGAUGAAGUGAAAGAGGAAGACCAAGAUCAAACAUUGACUGAGGAGGGCGAUCCGGAGGUUGAAGAAACUGACUCGAAGGAAAAGUUGAAUAAAAGUGUGUCUGACAAUGGAGAUAAGGACGAGAAAAAAGAUAAAAGUGAAGUGGAAAAGGAAAAAGACAAAGAUCGAAGGAAAAGUGUUGAAAAGGAUCGAAGCAAAGAGUCCAAAGAAAAAAUCUCUUCUAAGGAUAAAGAUAAGCAUCGGGAUAAGAAAUCUAGCAGCAGCGGUCAUAGAUCCUCCUCAUCCAAGUCAUCUUCGUCGUCGUCGAAGCAUAACAGCAGCACGAGUAGCAACAGCAGCAAAAGCAAAUCCACCAGCUCGAGUUCGACUGGCAAGAGUUCUAGUUCUAGCUCCAAAGACAAGGAUAAGGAGAAAGAUCGUAACAGUAGUAGCAGCAAGCAACAUCACAAACACUCAUCCUCGUCGAAAACAUCUAGCAGGAGCAGCAGCAGCAGUAGUUCAAAUGACAAGCACCGCGAGCACAAAGACAAGGAAAAGUCUAGCCAUUCAAGCAAGGACAAAGAAGGUCAUCCGAAGAUAUCCUCCCCGGCCAGUAGUAGUAAGUUGGACAAAAAUCCUAAAAAAUCUAGAGAUGGAGCCGAUGAGAAGUCAGAUUCAUCGGCGGACAACAGCAGACCGUCACCAGCGAAUAGUAACAAGAAAGCGUCGAUUUCGAUUGAAGUGCGCAACUCCGAGCAUCGUCCGAAAACGGUCAAGACGUUCAACUCUCAAUUCCGCUCGCACGGUUUGAUUGAGGAAGCGCCUCCGCCGCCAUCGCGUAAGGGUCUGAAGAAGCCAUUGACGACGACAACGUUGGGGGUUGUGGGAUCAACUGCUACCGGAACCGUCCACACCAAACGGCCAUCACCGCCGCCUUCAUCCAAAGAAGGACCCCCGGAGAAGAAAGCCCGCGAAGAUCCCGCCGAGCGACCGGGUGCAAUUAAGCUGAUUCCACCGAAAAGGCAGCCAUCCCUCAUCGAAUCGGACAUGUUCAUGGACGCACUGUCUGCCACGCUGAAAAAGGAUGUGAAAAAGCGCAAGCGAAAACUGAGCGGUUCCGAGCCGGGUAAAGUGGGUGAUCAUAAAGCUGGUACCGCACCCAGCACCCCUACCACCCCCACUACCCCUACGCCGGAGAAAUCGCUCGUCGCUGCCAAGGCAGCCUCACCGGAAAAGACCAUCCUACUUUCACCGCCGACGAGCCCAACGCGGGAGGACAAAGAACCCGCCACUUCAACCACCGCAGCCGUCGGUCCUAGCUCCCCGGUCUCAUCAGGGCCUGCCUCCCCGACGAAUGUAGUGGCCGCACCGAUGUCGUUCUACCGAGAUACGCUUGCCGAUAGCGAAGAAACUGCCGAGGACAAAAAAGAACAGCCGGAGAAAAGCGAACCGGCGGAUGCACCGGUGGCAGCCGAGCCCGAAAGCGCUGUCGAAACGAAACCCGAGGAAAUCCCCGAUACUCCGGCCGAACCGGACGACGAAGAUGAAGAUGUGGUGAAGAAGCCGAAACGUCUAAAAUCCGAGGUAAUCGAGGACGACGACGCAGACGACCGGAACGAUCUGAUCGAUGCCGUUGGCGAUGAUGUAGCCAAGAAGAUGGAAGCGGAAGUGCCGGAGAAGAAACUGCCCGGUCCCGGCUGCGGUCCGGAUGGUCCACCGGGUGUAUUAGUUAUCCAUCGACGCAAGGGACCGAAGAAGCAAUUGAAGUGGAAGGCCCAAGAAGACCUCGAAGAAGUGCGAUACUUCGAACUGGAUGUUACCGAACGAUGCAACGUGACGAGGACGUUCACAGAUCUCAAACAUUUGGAACGGGUGGACGAACGAAAUAAGUACAUGCUUGCUCGCAAGGUGGACGCCGAAGACAUGAUGGUGGAACGAACGGCCUGGUUGCCACUGAUUGCCAUCGAUAACGUUCCGCCUCACCCCGAAGGUGUCAACAGCCAGGAGCGGCGAAUCCAGCAGAAUCGCGAGCGAACCAUCCUGCAGGCAUUGUACUUCAACCGACACAUGAUUCCGGACUCGCCUGCCGAACCGGACGUCGAUGUUUACUCCAUCUCCGAACCGAUGCAUAUUCCCAUGGAUGACGUGACCGGAAAUCCGGACUCUAUCAACGAUUUCACCAGCAUGCCUUGGCCGGAACCGAAGUCUACUCCACCGCAUGAAUCGGCCGGCUUCAACUCGCCGUUCUUCACCGGAUCGGCAAACGACUUCCCACCGUUCGGAAAUACCAGCAACUGGGAACUGCCCGGUGCGAAUAACGGUCCACUGCCAGGAAUGUUCCCACCCGGUAGAAUGGGUCCGAUAAUGCCACCGAUGGGUGGAAACAAUGGACCUCCUCCCGGGGCUCCUCCUAUGAUGCGUCAGAUGAACAUGCCCUCCAAUAUGCCUCAUAAUAUGCCACCAAACAUGGGAGCACCCCAUCCGAACAUGUUUCAGAAUAACUUCGUUCGGGGGCCUCACCCGAUGCAGCAGCACAUGAACGAUCGGGACGACGAAACCUUCCGGAACGGUCCUCCACCGCCACCUGCCUGGUUCGGUGGCAACAGUAGAGAGGGAAACAACCGUGGCCCUCCACCUCACCAAGGAAACUUCAACAACCGCGGGGGUGGUGGUCGAGGAGGCGGUGGCAACUGGAACAACAACCGUGAUCACGAUCGAGGUGGUCCACGAGGUAGCAACUAUCGGCCUCCGUGGUUGAACAACAAUCGUGGCAAUCAAAACAACCACCGAGGAGGUGGAGGUGGUCGAAAAUGGUAAAACUAAUCCAGGUGAUAAUGUACAUAGUAUUGUGUAGGAAAAAAUGAACUAGUGAGCUUGUUUUAAAGCCAAUAUCUUACUCUAGACUGGUAAUAAGACACAUCGUCGACCAAAACUGAAUGGCAGGAUUCGAUUCGAUAGCAUUUUGAUUAUUCUUUUACGAUUAAGUCUGAAAAGCUACUUGUGUAGACCUAGAAGGUACAAAUUAGUUACGCAAGCCUGAUUAGUUAAUGAUUUGAUCUUUAAUU
Ochlerotatus camptorhynchus is the source of this 4715-nucleotide messenger RNA. RefSeq names its product muscle M-line assembly protein unc-89-like. Bases 736 to 4467 code for a protein of 1243 amino acids. Gene Ontology annotation, cellular component: chromatin; PTW/PP1 phosphatase complex. Gene Ontology annotation, molecular function: protein phosphatase 1 binding. NCBI's taxonomy places the organism in Eukaryota, Metazoa, Arthropoda, Insecta, Diptera, Culicidae. The transcript has 6 exons. The record is from RefSeq and is a predicted model, not a curated record.